AUGACUGUCGUCACGUACAGUCAGAACAUCACAGACUCACUUGUGCAGUCGAUAGAAGGCCUCAUUCAAUCGCAAACCUCGCAAAACGAUGAACGACCGAAUAAGCGUCGCAAACUCGGUCAGAAUACGACAGAAAACUCGCUCGAACUAGUAGAUGCAUCUGUUCGAAAUGAGUACGUUGUUCUCUGUCGGAUUACUAUCGACUUGAAUGGUCCGGUGCAAAGCCUGCCAGAGUCGUUGCCCACGUCCGAUGACCUGCCGGUUCUGUUGAAGUAUCGAAACGAGCAGCGCAUUUUAUCUUCGUCUGACCUCGAACCGUCCGAUCACCCCGCAUCUGACAGCGAGACUAAUGAGCACUGGCUGGACAUACGGACAACGAACCGAAAACAGUUAUCGUCCUUUCAGUUAACAGGAGGAGCUGAUCUCGAUAACGUUGUCUCACAUUUGUCACUCGCGACAUGCGCCACCUCGAUAGACACUCCCAAUGGGGACCGGUCGAUCUUCAGUUACCGAGCUCGUCUUUCACCUUGUCAGGAUCCUCAUUCGUUUCGCCUGAGCGUCGAUAUUCUCUGGAAAGAUACUUUGUUCAUCCCAGCCAAUGCCAAAGUCAAAGGCCCGCCGGGAUUAGUUUUCAUUCGAUAUACACCUCCUGGAGAAGGUUUGUACCGGCAGACAACGGACCAAAUUAAUAAGGGACAUGCCCAGUGGACUCCUCGGGACUUCUACGAUAAUGUUCAUGUUCCAGCCGAUACCCCCGAGGCGUCUAGUGAGAUAAUUUGUCCUCUGGUCAGAUGCAAGCUUUAUCCAUUUCAAAAUCGGGCGGUGCGGUGGCUGUUGGAGAAAGAAGGAAUGGAGCUAGAUAUAUACGGGAAUGUAGUUCCAAAGAAAAUGGAAAUUGCGGGCCUACCAGAGUCUUUCCAGGAGUUUACAGAUGUGGAUGGUCGUCGUUGUUUCUCCAGCCAACUCUACAGGGUUGCGACAACCGACAUGGCUCCUUGGUACGAUUCAAACAGGAAUUUGAGGGGCGGUAUUCUUGCGGAAGAAAUGGGUCUUGGCAAGACAGUUGAGAUGAUUUCAUUAAUCUCUCUUCAUCGACGUGCCAUGGUCGAUGAUGACGCACACCAUUCUCUUAUUAAAUCGCGGGCAACCCUCAUUAUCACGCCGCCUGCGAUUCUUGAACAGUGGAAGCAAGAGUUGCAGAAUCACGCGCCGUCACUUACAGUAUUCGAUUACAAGGGCUAUCAAGCAAACUCGAAGCUAUCUCAAGAACAGCUAUCGGAUCUACUUAGGGAUACCGACGUGGUCUUGACCACGUAUAAUGUCCUUGCGAAAGAAGUCCAUCGCGCAACUGACCCGCCAAAGCGAAAUAUGCGCAACGAAAAGCGAUUCAAGGUUCCAAAAUCACCGCUUGUGCGCAUGUCUUGGUGGCGAGUUUGUCUUGACGAGGCUCAAAUGAUUGAAAGUGGCGUCAGUAAUGCGGCUCAAGUUGCCCGGCUGAUCCCUCGGGUGAACGCUUGGGCUGUGACAGGAACUCCUAUACGCAAAGAUAUGAGAGACUUUUUUGGACUCUUGCAGUUCUUGAGAUACGAGCCAUUUUGCGGCUCUAUAGACCUUUGGAGCAGACUUUACAGUGCUUAUUAUCCGGCCUUCAAGUCUAUCGUUAACAAACUAGCCCUUCGGCAUAGCAAGGAGUUCAUCAGGGAUGAUCUGAAACUGCCGCCACAGAAGCGGGUUGUUAUAACCAUUCCUUUCACUGCAAUUGAAGAGCAACACUAUGGUCAAUUGUUCGAACAGAUGUGCGAGGACUGCGGUGUAGAUCCUACUGGGGCUCCUCUUGAACAGGACUGGAAUCCUGAAUCGCAGGCCUCGAUAGAUAAAAUGCGAGGUUGGCUUACUAGGCUUCGUCAGACUUGUCUACACCCCGAAGUCGCUCGCCGAAACCGCAGAGCACUCGGUAUCAGGAACGGGCCGUUACGAUCUGUGGAUGAAGUCCUUGAGGUGAUGAUCGAUCAAAACGAGACUUCCAUCCGCGCCGAAGAACGCAUGUUGCUUCUUUCACAAGCUCGUCGUGGUCAAUUGCUUGAGAACGCUUAUCAACGGCGAGAGGCUCUGGAGAUAUGGCAGAAGGGGUUAGAGCGGGCAACUCAAAUGGUCAAUGACUGCAGGGAGCAAUUGCAAGCUGAAAUUGCAAGAGCUAAGAGCAGCGGUGUUAGCACAUCGGAUCAAGACUCAGAUAUCGAAAGUGGAAAGGAUGAAGCUGACCAGUCAGGCAAAAACAAUCGCAUCGGAGCGUGCAAAGCACGUCUUCGAGCUGCUUUGGAAACACAACAUGUUUGCAAGUUCUUCACAGCCAAUGCUUUCUAUCAAAUCAAGACUGAUAAGAAGAUGACGGAACCUGACUCGGAGGAGUUCAAAGCUCUAGAGAAAGCCGAAGAGGAGGCAUACGAUGAGGCAAAACUGAUUCGAAAGGAAAUGCUCAAGGAUGUUGCACGGAAGGUCAGAAGGUACAUCAAAGUUCUUGAUGAUAAAGCAAACAAUGAUUCCUUCAUCAAAAUUCCUGUAAUGAAAGCCCAACUUCCGACUCUAGGAAUUGAGGCGCGCCGGUUAUUCGAGAGGCUCGAGGACUUCUGUGACGCCUUAAACGAAAAUCGUGAGAAGUUCAAUGAAUGGCGGGACGCGAUGCUUAAAUUGCUCCGGCAGUCGCUUAUUGACGAAGAGAAGACCAGCGAGCUUGAAGGAAACGAAUAUGAGACCUCAACCAAACAUCAAGAUGAAAUGUAUGUGUACAUGGAAGGACUUCGUGUUAUGUUCGCCGAUCGCCAUGAUGCGCUUACUGGGCAAACAAACUUUUUGAUCAACCAUGAAGUCAAAGUUGGAGUAGCCGAGGCGCGUAAUGGAAAGGGGCCAUCUCCUGAGCUGUACCUUAAAAUCAUGGGAACUCGUGAGAAAUUAAAGCCAAGCGCCGAUCUUGGUUCCCUCCGAGGAAUCGUCAGUGAUAUGCGCAGCCUGCUUACAUCACUAGAAUGGCAAGCCAAUGAAGGAAGUACACGAGCUCGAGCCGAAGCAGUUAUUGUUAACGAGGCUCUUGAGCGCGUGAGUAAGACAUCAGCUGAACAAGCAAAAGCAAUUGCCGGCUUGGACAAAGAAGUUGAACUGUUCCGAGAUACUAUGAACAACAGACUGGAAUACUAUAAACAACUGCAACAAAUCUCAGAUACUGUCGCGCCAUAUGAUGAAGAGAGCGUGGGUAAGCCUUUGGACCAGGCAGUCUAUGAUUCGAAGCUCGAAGCCGAGAACAAGAUCCAGCAGAAAUUGGAUAGUUUGCAAUCUAAACGACGAUAUCUGAUUCAUUUACGAGACGAGUCAGGGCCGGACGAGAGUACACGAUUGUGUAUUAUUUGUCAAUGCACAUUUGAGAAUGGCGUUUUGACUGUCUGUGGUCACAAGUAUUGCAAGGAUUGUUUACGCGUCUGGUGGCAUCAGCAUCGGACAUGUCCGACAUGCAAAAGAACACUCAAGGCAAACGACUUCCAUCAAAUCACAUACAAGCCAAAAGAGCUGCUGGCUCAAGAAGAAAGAACACCUACAAAGAUCGAACAUGAACGACCCUCGCAGAACGGUAUAUACUCAGACAUUAGCACCGGCAUUCUGCAAGAGAUUAAGGACAUUGAUCUUCCUACCUCUUUCGGCACCAAGAUCGAUACGUUGUCUAGACAUCUGAUGUGGCUUCGCGAACAUGAUCCUGGAGCCAAGUCAAUUGUGUUCUCUCAAUAUAGAGACUUUUUAGGAGUUUUGGCUACUGCUUUUUCACGGUUUAAGAUUGGAUACAGCAGUGUGGAAGCCAAGGACGGGAUCCAGAGGUUCAAAGAGGACCCAGCGGCUGAGUGCUUCCUUCUACAUGCUCGAGCUCAUUCAUCCGGGUUGAAUCUCGUCAACGCAACCCAUGUUUUCCUCUGCGAACCAUUGAUCAAUACCGCAAUCGAGUUACAAGCUAUUGCUCGUGUGCAUCGUAUUGGUCAACAUCGUCCAACAACAGUGUGGAUGUAUCUCGUCUCCGACACGGUAGAGGAAUCAAUCUAUCAAAUUUCCGUUUCUCGACGGCUAAGUCACAUCGUACAAAAGGAAAAGGAAAGAGAAAAACAGAAAGAUUUACACUCCCCAAGCCCUGGACUCAAGAAUGGAACCACAAUAGAGAAUCUCACCGAAACAGCUAUAGAGUCGGCUAAUUCUCUGGAAAUGCAGGACGCUACUUUGGGUAAGCUGCUGGCUUCAGGAGCUGCGAGUGGUGAGCUGGUUGGUAAAGAUGAUCUUUGGCAGUGUCUGUUCGGUGAUGGACAGAGAAGAACUUCACCUGGUCAGAAUGAUGAUGCUGUGCGCGAAGUUGAUCGUUUCUUGAGAGGGGAAGCAGCUGAGAAGAGGAGGCAAGAUCCAAUAAUUUAG
Talaromyces marneffei is the source of this 4440-nucleotide messenger RNA. RefSeq lists its product as uncharacterized. The coding region runs from base 1 to 4440 and encodes 1479 amino acids. Gene Ontology annotation, molecular function: ubiquitin protein ligase activity; ATP-dependent chromatin remodeler activity; ATP binding. NCBI's taxonomy places the organism in Eukaryota, Fungi, Ascomycota, Eurotiomycetes, Eurotiales, Trichocomaceae. Gene Ontology annotation, biological process: protein polyubiquitination; DNA damage response. The record is from RefSeq and is a predicted model, not a curated record. Gene Ontology annotation, cellular component: nucleus. The transcript is spliced from 5 exons.